Aethina tumida (small hive beetle) is the source of this 3807-nucleotide messenger RNA. It is a transcript of the gene eIF3a, whose product is annotated as eukaryotic translation initiation factor 3 subunit A. The transcript has 5 exons. The record is from RefSeq and is a predicted model, not a curated record. Bases 134 to 3529 code for a protein of 1131 amino acids. Gene Ontology annotation, cellular component: eukaryotic translation initiation factor 3 complex, eIF3m; eukaryotic translation initiation factor 3 complex, eIF3e; multi-eIF complex. Gene Ontology annotation, molecular function: mRNA binding; translation initiation factor activity. Gene Ontology annotation, biological process: translation reinitiation; formation of cytoplasmic translation initiation complex. NCBI's taxonomy places the organism in Eukaryota, Metazoa, Arthropoda, Insecta, Coleoptera, Nitidulidae.
UCCCGUGGCCAUAUUGGUGCACUAUUUGCGGAAUUGUUUUGACAUUUCCUCAAAAAGUACCCUCAUUAACGGCCAAAUAGUACCCUUGUUUCGUUAAAUGUAAAGUGCAAAACAGUUCUGAUAAGAUACAAUCAUGGCUCGAUACGGGCAAAGACCUGAGAACGCAUUAAAACGUGCCAACGAAUUUAUCGAGGUCGGAAAGCCGGCCAGAGCUUUAGACACCCUUCAGGAAGUAUUCCGCAACAAAAAAUGGGCAUACAACUGGUCGGAAUCGGUUUUGGAACCGAUCAUGUUCCGCUAUCUGGAUCUGUGCGUGGAACUGAAGAAAUCGCACAUCGCCAAGGAGGGUCUGUUCCAAUACAGGAACAUGUUCCAAUCGGUGAAUGUUGGCUCGUUAGAAAAUGUCAUAAGAGGGUAUUUGAGGAUGGCAGAAGAGAAGACGGAGAAUGCCAGGGAACAGUCUGCUCAGGCUGUUGUGGAUAUUGAUGAUCUUGAUAAUUUAGCUACUCCAGAGAGUAUAUUAUUAAGUGCCGUAUCCGGAGAAGACGCCCAGGAUCGUUCUGACCGCACCAUCCUGACGCCAUGGGUGAAGUUCCUGUGGGAAUCAUACUGCCAAUGUCUCGAACUGUUGCGUACGAACGCCCACGUCGAGAACUUGUACCACGACAUCGCCCGCAUGGCCUUCCAGUUCUGUCUCAAGUACAACCGCAAAACAGAAUUCCGCAAGUUAUGCGACAAGCUGCGCAAACACUUGGACGACAUCUGCAAGUUGCCAACGCAAGUCGCCAACGUGUCGAUGGCCAAGCUGGAGACGCAACAACUAAAUCUCGAAACGAGACUGCACCAGCUCGACUUCGCGAUACAAAUGGAACUAUGGCAGGAGGCGUACAAGGCGAUCGAGGACAUCCACAAUUUGAUGAACCUGUCGAAGAGGCCGCCAGUACCCAAGACCAUGGCUAAUUACUAUCAGAAACUGGCUAUGGUCUUUUGGAAGGCCGGCAAUUACUUGUUCCAUGCCGCCGCCCUUUUCAAACUGUUGCAGCUCUCCAAGGAGAUGAAGAAGAACAUCACACAAGAGGAACUGCAGCGUAUGGCGUGUAGAGUGUUGAUCGCCACUCUGGCCAUACCUCUACCCUCAGCCCAUCCUGAAUUCGAUCGUUUCAUCGAAACCGACAAAUCCCCGUUGGAAAAGGCACAACGUUUGGCCGUCCUGCUCGGUCUCUACCAACCCCCAACCAGACAAAGCUUGCUUAAGGACUUGGUUCGCGUGAACGUCAUCAAUUUAGCCACGCCCCAGCUCCAGGACCUCUACAAUCGUCUCGAGGUUGAAUUCAAUCCUCUCGAUUUAUGUAAUCGUGUCCACGACGUCAUUCAGAACCUAGAAUCUGAAGACAUCUCCCUCCAACAAUACAUCCCAGCCCUCCAAGACGUCACUCUCGUCAGAUUGGUCAGGCAAAUCGCUCAGGUUUACCAAACCAUCGAGUUCGCCCGGCUCCUACAGCUGGCCAAGUUCACGACCCCGUUCCAUUUGGAACGUUUGCUGGUCGACUGCGUUCGUCACAACGACAUGCAGAUUCGCAUCGACCACGGCAAACGCUGCAUCCAUUUCGGCAUGGAUCUGAGCGAGAGCCAACGCGAGGACAAGCCGGAAGGUCCCACCCUACAGGUCAUGCCCAGCGAACAAAUUCGCAACCAAUUGGUCAAUAUGUCCACCGUGCUGAACCAGGCGAUAGCCGUCAUCAAUCCCAGCAAGAAGAAGCAGGAAAGAGAAAAGUUGCGCAGCGCCAUGGUGCAGAAUUACCACGAAAACAAGGUUAAGGAGCACCAAAAGAUUUUGCAACGUCACAAGAUCAUCGAGGAUCGCAAGGAGUACAUCGAGAGGUUGAACACCGUACGCGAAGAGGAGGAACAGAGGAAACUCGAGGAGAUGCACAGGCAACAUUUGUUGGCCGAGCAAAAACGUCUGGAACAAGAACGCGAAGAGCGGGAGAAGAAACGUGCCGCCAUAGAAAUCAAGCAGAUCAAGGAUCGCCACUUGAAGGAGAAACUGCAGCAGAUCUCCCAGACCGGCCACGGUCAGAAGAUGUUGAACAAGCUCAACGAGGAGGAGAUCAAAAAGAUGGACGCCGAUCAGAUCGCCGCCAAGGAGGCGGAGGAAUUGCAGAAGGAGCGUAGGGAAUUGCAGGCCAAACUCAAGUCCCAAGAGAAGAAGGUCGACUACUUCGAACGUGCCAAACGUUUGGAGGAAAUACCGCUCGUGCAGGCGCACAUGAAGGAACGUCAGCUGCAGGAUCAGGCGUUCUGGGAGCAACAAGAGAACGAGCGCAUACAAGCCGCAGUGGAGGAACGUAAGCUGGCGGUGGCUACACGCAACAGAUUGGCGAGGAUGAAGCCCGACAAGGACGAGUUCCUAGCCAAGCUGAAGAAGGAACGCAACAUCGUGUACGAGGACAUGCUUAGGGAUUACGAGAAGCUCUUGUCUGAGGAAAGGGCGAAGCGUUUGUUGGAGAGGAAGAUCAAGCGCAAGGAAGAACGUCGCAUCCGCUACUACAAGGAAAAGGAGGAAGAGGAGGAAAGGAAACGUGUGGAACAACAGCGCAGAGAAGAGGAGGAGCGUCGCAAGCAAGAAGAAGAAGCGCGUCGCAUCCGCGAGGAGAAGGAACGUGCCGAGAGAGAGGAGCACGAGCGUAACGAACGCGAGCGACUCGAACGCAUGUCGGCCAAGCAGCGACAGCGCGAAGAGGAGAUCGAACGCAAACUGCAGGAAGAACGUGAGGCGGCGCUCGGAAAGGGCAAACCGAAAGACGCCGACUCAUGGAGAGGUGGUGCCCCCGAAAGGAAGGACGACAGAUCGUCUUGGCGUAGCGAGAAGGUGGGUGGUGAUGAACCGCCCAAGAAACCUGAAGCAUGGAAACCUAAGUUCCGCAGCAAUAUGGAGAGCGGUAGUGCAUGGAGACAUGGUGACUCAAGGGGCGACCGUGACGGCGGCAAAGACCUGGACCAUCGCAGAGACCGUGACGACCGUGACGAUCGUAGGGACCGUGACGAUCGUAGAGGAGAUCGCGAUGAUCGUAGGGGAGAUCGUGACGAUCGCAGGGGAGAUCGUGACGAUCGUAGGGGAGAUCGCGAUGAUCGCAGAGGUGAUCGCGAUGACCGCAGAGGUGAUCGCGAUGAUCGCAGAGGAGAUCGCGAUGAUCGCAGAUACGGUGACGACAACAGAGACCGCAGGUACGGCGACGACAAAUUCCGAAGGGGCGGUGACGACAGGGAUCGCAGAGGUGGUGAUGAAGGCGGUUGGAGAUCGAAGAGGAUGGACGAUGAUGGCCCACCGAAACGAGGGCCUCCGCCGUCCAGGGGACCACGCGAAGGAGGCGAACCGUGGCGAUCGAAAGACGCAGGUAGAAGGGACGAACCGAUUAGAAGGAACACCGAGGAUAGAAAACCAGCUCCACCCAGGGAGAAACCACGUGAACAGCCACAGCAAGAGACAGAAGAAGGGUGGUCCAUUGCUACAAGGGGACGACGUUAGAUUUGUUUCUAGCUUACUUUCGACAGCUGUUCCGUUAGUUUCUGACUUACUACUUUUUUUUAUUAAUAUUAUGCAUAUUUUUUCACAAUUUAUUUUAAUUAUAAAUUUUUAAUGGAGGUUGUCAAUUACAUUAUUUUUAAUGUUAGGCAGUUUGAUUUUAUUAGUAUAACAAUUCGGUUCUCUCAGUGUAUAUUUAUUCUUUUUUGAGGACUCUGUCUCUAGUUGCUCGUUAUCAUGUAUUAUUUUAAAUAAUUAAAUAAACACUGGUAUAAAAUUUA